Messenger RNA from Sapajus apella (tufted capuchin), 2527 nucleotides. RefSeq lists its product as uncharacterized. The record is from RefSeq and is a predicted model, not a curated record. The transcript has a single exon. NCBI's taxonomy places the organism in Eukaryota, Metazoa, Chordata, Mammalia, Primates, Cebidae. Bases 491 to 847 code for a protein of 118 amino acids.
GAUAUGAGUUGCUAAGCAUUUAAAGUCCUAGGAGUCAGAGAUCAUCUGGCUAUCUUUAAUGUCACCUGUAGGCAGCUGGUGCAUCACAUGCCAGGGUUCGAUGAAACCAGCCUCCUUCACCCCCCACUAAACUCUGAUGGGAUGAAAUGAGCCAAUAUGGCCACGCAUUUAUCUGGAGUCAAUCCUGAUUCUGACUGUGCGGCCACCUUUUCCCUCAGGCAUGUGAGUCCCAUCAGAGGUUGCCAGUAUGACAUCAGAUCCACUUUUUCUCCUAUUUUUCAGAGGAAACGUUCCAAUACAUCCGAGGAAACACAUGCCUUCCCAGACUGGCCUGAUGCUGUUUCCCAGGAGCUGCAUUCUGGAAGGUGGACCAUCAGGUGGAAGAAGUAUUCUUCAGAGAGCUGCCUUCCCAAGGGAAUGGUGACAGCUGGCGCUUGCCGGGGAGUCCUGCUGCCUUCCGAGGUGUGAAGGGAAGGCAUGCACUGUGCAUAUGCUGUACCAUACAGUUUUGCCUACAACUGCUUGUAGCUUCAUUGUAGCUGUGAAUGCUCUGUUCCUCUCCUUUUCACCCCUGAAGAUUCGCGAACAUGCAGGAUUGAGCUGUGCGAGGCAUAGCACUCCCCACGUGGUAGGCGAAGGAGGAUGUGGGUCUGAUGGUUCUACCCACCCAGGCGGAUGGACAUGUGUUCUGGGAUAUCAGAGCUUGUGGCUGACCAACCCACACGUCCACAGGCAGCCCCCCAACAUGGCUGUGUCGACAUUUUGGGUUUCAUUGAAGGUUUUAACUGGUACAGACUUUACAAAGGCAAAAUUAUUUCUCAAGGAAGUGGACAUGAAAGAUCUCUAAUCAGAGGCUGUGUAAAAUGAGAAGCCAUCAGUUGCAGAAAAGCAAGCACUGAUUAAUGACCUAUCUACAUCCUACAUGGUUUCAGGACUGCAUGGAGAUAAGCUUAAAGACGCUAGCCUAAAAACUAUGAGUGUGCUUCCGUCUUUGCCAGGUAGGAUAAGAGAGCCUUGCAGACUUGCUUCUAACUAGAGAGGAGGAGAGGCUGAGAAGGGAGAGGGAGAAGAGGAGGAGAGAGUCUUGUCAAAAUCUUUUUAGCGCACAAAACUAAUUUUGUUCAUCUUGGAUUUGGUGAGCUGGAUAAUAUUCUGUGCACGGCUCCUAAAUGAAUUAUUAAAUGUCAACUCAAGAUGGCUUAACUAAAAUACUCAAUUUAAUAACCAAAAGUAUCUAAGGUAACAACAACAAUUUUGCAGGUGAAUGUAGAGUUGUCAGAUCAAACCGUUAUAGACAAGCAUUUGGGGUUUUCACAUAAUCUCCUUCCACAUCUCAUCUCCUGUCACUACAUACCCACUCUGGUGAGCACGUUCCAUCUCAAUAAAGAUCAUCCCUUCGGUGCCAGCUUCUUUUUACUCAGAUUGAACCACAAAACCUUUUUUUUUUCCUAAAAUAUAAAGCUAAACAAGAUCUCAGUCACAACCACCAAAUCUUUAUUAAUGCAUUCCUUGUGCUACUUCUGAAUAUUAAUAAAAAUUAAUAAUUAAUUUUGCCUUUGGCAUUGCAAGAUAUACUAGUUUUAAUUAGUGUACUGUACUCCUAUACAAUUAAAAAAUAAUUGAUGUCCACGCUUAUUGGCGGCGUCUGUGAUCUUCUUUUCUGUUGUUGUCAACAAAUCCCUUAAAAAACAAGUUCAAGAAUGUUGUGCUGUCCACUUGAUUUACACACCCAAAGUAACAGGCAAAUCUUUUAUGAUGAAACAGAACAGUUUUCUGUUUAAAUUAUACACAAGUAUAUUAACUAGAAAGAGAAAAUUAAAAGCUGAUGGCUACAAGGAAUAAUGGAAAGUCUAUAAAAAUGUUUUAUCUAUCAACAAAUUUGCCUGGAAAAUAUCAAUGGUUGCCACCAUCUCUCUGCUGAAACAUGGAGAGGCCAUCUUGGAUCUGUUAUGUCAAUUCCACCAAGCAUUUAAUUCUGACGUCCUCCUUAAUCAGCUUCAGUUAUUUAAAUUCGGCAUAUCAUGUUACUGUUCUAGUACAUCAUUUUAAUUGUGCCAUGAACUACUUUAUUAUAGAAUGCUUAAGUAUUUCCCUGUGCCUCCUUCCUCUGUCUGAACAAUGCCAGCUACAGAGAGAAAGCCCAUGGUGAAGGGAGAGAAUAGCUUCCUUUGAAAAUAUUUGUGUUAAGAAUCUUGCAUAGAGAGAGGGUGGUUGUUGUUUUGGCAAGAAAUAAUUUAAAUCCCACAGCAUAUGAUUCUUAGUUUUCUUUCUUAGAACCAGGAUUUUUUUUUUUUAACAAAAUCUCCAUUGAACAAUUACAGAUAUGUCUGUAAUAUCGAGAAGUAAUAGGCUAAGAGGAAAGAGACCUAGGAACACAUACGGCAAGGAAGAAAGAGUCAGUGUGAGAUGAGGAUUUCACACUUUACCCCGGACUCACUGGUUAAUAAGGAUGUUUAAGGCAGAAGAUCACAGAUUGAUGCAAAGUUUUAUUUUAUCAUAGUCACGAUCUUAAUAGCAAUUUUAAUUU